Messenger RNA from Rhodamnia argentea, 1035 nucleotides. Its product is annotated as protein YELLOW LEAF 1, choloroplastic-like. The coding region runs from base 245 to 790 and encodes 181 amino acids. The transcript has 6 exons. Gene Ontology annotation, biological process: chloroplast organization; thylakoid membrane organization. The record is from RefSeq and is a predicted model, not a curated record. NCBI's taxonomy places the organism in Eukaryota, Viridiplantae, Streptophyta, Magnoliopsida, Myrtales, Myrtaceae. Gene Ontology annotation, cellular component: chloroplast.
UUCUCUCUCUCCGCCUUCUGCUCAGUAUUGUGGCUCCUUGGGGUUGUAUCUAGGUGGUGUGGACCUCGGAGUGAAAAGCUCAAUCUCGCACCGCCCCCCGACAUUCAGGUCCGAUUCAAGCUCUUUCGUCUUCCACCUCUGCCUCUCUCUCCCUGGCCCGCUUCAUUCGUUCCUCCCAGAGGCCAAGCUCUCUCUUUCGCGGCCACGGGCAUCUCAAGAGUUACAUUGAUCCAUUGCUGUGAAGAUGUCUAUGUUUGUUUCAAGCACUAUCUGCUCCACUUCUCAACUACCAAUAGGAACAGAUGCUAGGUUACUGGAGCGAACUAAGAACAUGAAACACUCCCCUGUGGAGCUUGGUUUGCAAUCUAAACAUAUUUCUUCCCUAGAAGGAAAAGUUAAGAUCAUUGCUUCAAGUCCAGCAGGAUUGGGGAUACAAAUACAACCUAUAAAUAGAAGGAGAUAUGCUAUGCAUUCAAUUGGAAGAUCCACUUCAGCGAUAUGUUUUGCAGCUUUGAAUGCAAGAUGUGGCGCAGAGCAAACCCAGACUAUUACGCACAAAGCUCCGACAAUUACCCAAGCGCCUACUCACAUUCAGGAAAAGUCGCCACAACUCGAUGACGGUGGAACAGGUCUCCCGCCCCGCGAUGACGGUGAUGGUGGAGGUGGUGGGGGCGGCGGCGGCGGCAACUGGUCUGGUGGAUUCUUCUUUUUCGGCUUCCUUGCAUUCUUAGGCUUUUUGAAGGAUAAAGAAAGUGAAGGGGACUACAGGGAUAGCAGUAGGAGAAGAUAAAACGAGUGCCAUGGGACUGAGGACAUCUUAUAGUUGAAACAUUCACCAGCAAAACUAGAAAUGAGUCACUGCAUGGAAACCUUCCUGAGGAGCCCAGUGAACUGCAGCGUGCUCAAUUUAGAAGGAUUAUGUUCUUUCCCAUAUGGGUAGGAAUGUGACUAUUAACUGCAUUGGUUUGGUCUUUUUAUGUCGUUCUCAAUGUCGGUUACGGUUCUUUUCUGAAAUUACCCUGAUGUACUCCAUGA